AGAAGAAGAAGAGCUUGACUUCCGCUCAGCCUAUGGGAGCAACAACACGUGUUUAGCAAGUUAGAGUGAAGGUUUUAUAUUAAUUAACCUGAUUUAUGUCUCUUUUUCGGACCAUACAGUUAGUUUUACAUCCCACGUAAAAAAUGCAGCUAGCAGUUUUAAUGUUCCGGUGAUUCUGGGAGGAGAAACGGAUGGUGAUGAUCUUCGAAGCUAGCAGCCGGGGCACUUGAACAUGUCCGAACUUGUUCGGACACACUGAGACAUUGACAGGGACUCAAAUAAUCCGGGACAGCGAUAAUGGAUUAUCAGUUUCCUGAGAAACUUUUCCCCACGUUUUACAACUGCGGACCGCCGAACCUGGUCCUGAAACACAGCGCCGGAGGAUGGGGCUCCUAUGAGGGAGUUUUAGGCCAGGGCGGCGCCGGCCCUCUCUCCAGCUGGACAUUUACGUCCAGACGGCAGGUUCAAGGACAGUUAUGGUGUCAGACGGAGCCAGUACCAGUUCCCCUGCUGUCUCCCAGAAAAGCUUUUCAGGGAUAUUUGAAGCCUCCAGAUCCGUUGGACUUCUUAUCACACAUGCAGAACUUCUUCAUGGAUAACGGCCCUGAUGCCUUCAUGUGCAUGAGUGAGAUCCUGGGGGAUAACAUCUACUUUAAGAAAGCAAAGACAAAGGAAAAAUAUCGAAAGGGUUCGGUCAACGUGUGGAAGACGAAGUGCUACGUCGAUCUGCUGUAUAAGUAUAACAUGUGUCCCAUGACGUAUCAGUCCAUGUCUCUCAACAAGUACUGCAGCCUGAUGUCGGACGUCAUCCACGACAUUCCUCCGGAGCUGCUCGGCUCCUUGCUGCACGAGGAGCUGACGGAGCAGAGGGACCACGUGCAGUUCAACGAGGGAGCCACCGGAGGCGCUCUGGCCUUCGUCCCUUUCUCCCAGAGCGAGGGCUGCCUGCUGUAUCCCGGAGGCCUGGGAAUGAACAACCUUAACUUCCACAAAGUGGCGCUGGAGUUCUCCUGUGAGGGCUCCUCCUGCGUAGACGCCAGCAGCAGUGAGCCGGUGAGCUUCCAGCUGAAGGCUCCCAUCCGACAGAUCAGCUGCAGCUCCCUCUUCAGUGACUGCUGUGUCGCCGUGCGGUCGGAUUACCUCUGCGGGGUCUGGAGGUUUAGUGAAAGAAACGAACCGUGCCUGCUGCAGGUGGUCAACACCAAAGCUGCUGCGACCUGUGUCAGCGUCAGUCCUCAUAUUUUAGGUGAAGUUCUGGUGGCGAGUGAGAGCGGAGCGGCAAACCUGUGGACAGUUGGGAGAGGGAUGCAGAAGGUUCGAGUGGAGGAGAGCAACUUGUACUUCAACGCCAAGUCGUCAUGGAGAUGGUGCGAGUUCUCAGCCCACCCUAGAGUGAUGCUCUACGCAGACAGGACUGGGGCGGAGCUCUCAGAUUUCAGAGUGAAGGCAGGAUCGAGCCCGGGUCACACUCUGUUUCGGAUCAGCAGCACCUCAGAUUGUAAGAGUGGAGAGAGACUCCUCAUGUGCCGGUACCUGGGGGACGUGCACUCCUUUCAUCACCUCAUCACCACACAGCACUCGGCCUACAUCAUUGACGAGCGCUUCCCAUGCAUACCCAUGCUCAAGUGGGAUCACAUGAUGCAGGCCCCACCCGUGUUCUGUCACGUCGCUUCGGGCUCAGCCGCCUCGGGCCAGGCGGCGGGAGGAACCUCUAAGGUUCUUCUCGGAUCACAGUCUUCUCAGGAGAUCACUCUGCUUCAGUACUCAGGAGGUCGAGUGGAGGCCUGCUCCAGCCAAGGUUCUCCUCAGGCUCUCCACAGACCCACAGACAGUCUGAGACACCUCCUGGUCCAGAUCCCACACCGGCACCAAACUGCAGCCAACAGACUGGCUUCGCCUGCUGCAGGUUUGACGUGUUUCCAGAAGAAAGCCGGUGCUGGGGAGUGUAUGUGUGUCCUCCAGCUGACGGAGGCGGGAGACAUUUUCUAUCAGAUCCUGGAGCAUCGCCUGCUGAGCAAGGAAAAAUCUGGAGCCGCCGUGACAGGAAUUGAUCCCCAACCACUAACGGAGACGGAAACAUCAGAGCAGCUUCCAGCACGUGUCCAGCUGCUGGUCUCUGACACGUCGAGCGACGAGGAUGUCGUCAUGCCGACUCAGGCUCUGGCUGCUCGGACGGUUGUUCCGGAAACACCCGAGAGGAAGAUUUGUUCAGAUUCUUCUUUGGAGGAGUCGGAAGACCGACGUCGAGUUUGGAAACGGCUUCAGGUUUUUGUCAACGAGGAAACAGGCUUGGAUCAGGAGAGCCGGCCAGAUGCAGGGGUUAGGGAUGGGAGUAAGCAGGAAGUUGAGGAGGAAGAAGAUCAGAGCUCCUGCAGGGAGACUCCACUAACUAUUAGCAAAACAACUCUCCACACCUGGAAACUUUGGCUGCAGAAACUCAUGCAGACGACCCAGGAAAAGAAACCUCACAGUCAAGGUUUGCAGCAUUUCACGGUCCAAACCAAUGGUCUGCUGCACGUAUCCAGAGGGGAUUCAGGAGGUAAACUGGAAGAGAAGCUGAAGCAGGAUCUGAAGCGGUGCAUGUCGAGGCGAUCGCUGCUGCUUAACAGCUCCGCUACCGUCGCAGUCCCGGAUCUGGUCCCCGUUCCCACACUGGUGAACACUGAGGCCUGGACGGACGAGCUCAGUGACCGACUGACUAUCUCAUGGCAGGGAGAAGAGGGGUGGCGGGCGUGGUGGCAGGAUCAGCUGGGGAUGAACAAGAAGACGAAGAUGGAGGUUCUGAGGAGGAGGAGGAGGAGGGAAAAGGAGGCCCGGAGAGCCGCGGGCCGUCACUUCGACUUUAGCGGUAGCUUCACGACAUCUGUCAGCUACCAGACGGACCUGGAUGACUUCUCCAUGUCGGGGUGGUCAUCGGCAGCGAGUCAGGGACCCUGGUCGGACACAGAAGGUGGAGGGCAGCUGUCCAAUCAGGCAACUUUUCUGGAGAAUCAAGGAGCCUCACUACCUUCUGUGGUCCAAACUGAGUCUCUAGGUUCCAUCCCGACCACCACACCUCAGAGAGGGACCCCCAACAGGCCCCGGACCCUCCCCCCAACCCAACCAAAAACUCCUGAGACCCCAACAGCCAAUCAGAGGAGGAGGAGCAGAAGGCUGAGAUCUCUGUGCGAAACGCAGGGUGAGCUGUCGCAAAGCAACGUUCCACCUCUUCAUCCCACCGCCUCCUCUGCCUCUCAGCUCUGCGCCUCCCAGUCCGCCUCCCUCAGACCGACCUUCACGUCGUUGGGCUCCUCUCAGUUUCCGACCACUUCCAGGGCUUCACAGAGCCAGCGUGGGCCGUCGCAGUCAUCCCAACCCAAGAAGAAGAAAUCUCGGAUGGGAUUCUGAUCCGUUUGACUUCCACAGAGGAUUGGCUUGUUUGUGUUUUGUUUGGAUUGGACAUUACAGACUGACCCUGCUGAUUGGACCCUGCUGGAGGCGGGAACCAAAGACGGACGAGUCCGGCUGGAUGCUGUGGUAGGACUCCGAUGACUUGGCUGUGUUUUGUGCUUCUCUUUGUUUGCUCUGAGAACGUGUUCCUGUUUUACCUGCAGGGGAGCAGACGUCCUAAAUAUCUUCAGUUGGUGUCAUCUCAGCUCUGAGCCACAACUGAACAAGAUAAACAUGGCAUUAAUUCAGGUUCAAAUUAGUUAAUUAACAAAAACUAAACAUUCAUACAGAAAAGCAUGAAAUAAUCUGCAAAGCUGCUGAUGUGAGAGACGUUUAAACCAGCUUGCUUUCAUCCAUUGUUUCUACUCAGUCUUAAAAAGUAUGAAAGAUAAUAAAAUUCAGUUUGACAAAC
Molecule: messenger RNA, 3841 nt
Organism: Girardinichthys multiradiatus
Lineage: Eukaryota; Metazoa; Chordata; Actinopteri; Cyprinodontiformes; Goodeidae
Gene: taf1c
Product: TATA-box binding protein associated factor, RNA polymerase I subunit C
Exons: 15
Coding region: 298-3387 (1029 amino acids)
Biological process (GO): transcription by RNA polymerase I
Cellular component (GO): fibrillar center
Molecular function (GO): protein binding; RNA polymerase I core promoter sequence-specific DNA binding
Source: RefSeq, a predicted model, not a curated record